Cercopithifilaria johnstoni is the source of this 939-nucleotide messenger RNA. The record is from the annotation of a GenBank genome assembly. Lineage: Eukaryota; Metazoa; Nematoda; Chromadorea; Rhabditida; Onchocercidae.
AUGGAUAAAUCCGUGGCAGCAAAUGGAGGUGAAAAUGCUGGUAACGGUACAAAAGGUUCGAUUAACCUGGGAGCUUUUAGAUUCAAGGAAAUACUUGGCGAGGAUGGUACCCGUAAGGCGGCUUUCGUGCUAUUGGAUGUGAAUGAUUGUAGUAAUCAAGCUGUUCUAAUUGUGGAAAGGACUCCUUUUCCUGUGAGUGAGCAGGAUUGGAAUACAAUUGUUUCUCACUGUUCACUGAAAACUGUAUCAACUAAUGACAUAUAUUCAAAUCUCAUUUUAUUCCCACCAGAGAAGUUUGCUGGGAUCAAGACGACGUUAAUAAAUCCAUGUACCGAAAAGCAUAUUGCGAAGUAUCGGGAUCAGAAGCGAUAUGUCAUCCACGAAACGCCCGUCGAUUACAAAUCCAUCACUUUACCUUAUCUGGAGGAACAUCAGUUCACGUUGAAGUGGAUUUUUAAUUUGUUGGAGCACAAAGCUGAAGUGAACCGUGUUAUUUUCGAUGAUAAAGAUCCACAGAAUGGUUUUGUGCUUGCUCCAGAUCUCAAAUGGGAUGGCAAGAAUUUGGCAAAUCUUUAUGUCUUGGCAAUCAUCAGGCGAAAAGGAAUUAAAUCCGUUCGGGAUUUAACUGCUAAUGAUCUUCCGCUGCUAGAGAAUAUUUCUCAAAAAAGUUAUAUGGCAAUUAAAGGAAAGUAUGGAAUUGAUAAGCAUCAGAUUCGAGCUUACUUUCACUAUCAACCAACCUUCUACCAUUUACAUGUUCAUUUCAUCCACGUGUCAUACGAUGCCCCUGGCAGCGGUGUUGCGAUGGCUUAUCUUCUGGAGGAUGUAAUUAAUAACAUAAAAUUGGUUCCUGAUUACUAUCAGCGCUCUACAUUAACUUUUACAGUGAAGGAAAACAAUCCACUGCUGAAGUUAUAUCGCGAUACAUAUCGAUGGUAA